CGCAUUACUUUCUUCUUUUCUUUUCUCGCAACUUGCUUCCUCCUUCAUCCCGCUUAUUGUACCCUAGAUAGCUGGUUUUGUUAUUGUUCCUGGAGACCCUGGCUCGUGCUACGACUACACCUACUGCUGCGACUCUGCAUUUACUAAUUUAGACAAGAGGAACCGGCACGCAUUCGGCGAAUAAUGAGCAGAGCAAAUGACGAUAUGGAAUUCGUCCCCAAUACGUCGCCCAUACAGCCGCUAGUGGCCAGCGACUUUUCCCUGGACGGCCUCGAUGACCGCGCUGGUAAGCGGCAGCGACGGCACGCGCUCAAAAGCGCACGGUUCGCCAGCAAGCUGCGGGCGACGGACAACGGCAGCGACAAGCACGCAUGGAGGCAACGGCCACCAAUUCUCCCACAGCGCGUGGCCUCCCUUGUGUCCGCCAUGUCCGGUGCCACGCGCCUGAGUCUUGAGAUCACGACGCUAUUCUGGGAGGCCGUAUUCGAGACGAUCGCUGAGAGCACCUCAAGCGGGCUCUGGCUGGGCUCAGCGGCCUGGGAAGAGGCCAAGGCAAUUACCAUGGCGUGCACCAGCAUCCUGUCGCCGCUGGCUGCGCUCAAUCCGCGGAUUGUGCAGAGACUCUUUGAGUCGUCGACGCAUGCAGGCGCUACCUUGCUCAACUCGUCGUGGCGUCGAUCAAAGGCAGUCAACAUGGGCAUGCAUGCGAUGGGCGAGUCUGUGCGGCUGUUUGAUGCAGUGUUUGGGGCUACCGACACAUCGAGCGUGCUCCGGUCGUUUGUCCACCUGUGCUACCGCGAGGCCAUCGAUAAGAACCCCGAGAUCCGUGCCAUGUAUCGCAAUCUGGGUCUUGUGGGCUUUGUCAGCCAUCUUGUGUACGCAAACACGAUCAGCCAGCCUCCAUUCUGCAACCGUGACACAGAAGAUAUGUCGGUGGAUGGCAAAGCCAACAGUGUGCGGACACCUCAGAUGCACGCGAAUGUGACAGUGCAGGCUGAGGAUGGCCAGCCGACGAUGCCCAGGCGCGUGUCCGUGUUUGACAGCGAGGAUGACCACGAUGUUUAUUUUGCCAUGAGCGACCAGGAGUCGUCACGGCGAGACCCCGAGUGGGACCAGCGGCUAAUGGAGGCUCUGCGGAGUUUGUCGAUCCGUAUCGAUGGCUCUGGCGCCAACACAGGCGACGACAAUAUCCACGGCGCAAGGGAGGAGGCAACCAAUGCACGCUCGGACGGUUCGCCAGUGCAUCCAGCAUUCGAAUCCGCACCUGCCAGUCUGAUCUCAUCGCCCACUGGUAUCCAAGCUAUACCCGUACGGCAAAUGCAUUCCACAGCGCCAUUCAUUGCUCCAACCAGCCCGAUGUCGCUCCUCCAGGUGCCCGAGGUGGCUACAUUUGACCAUGAAUCGCAAUGGCUGCAGCAAGAGUUUCCGCGCAAGCCCCUGCUAUUCAACCUGGCACGCUUUGUCACUGUCGCAUCAUCAGCCUACGGCCGCCGGUUUAUGCAGGUACUAGGAAUCGCGCACACCUCUGUCGAUGUGCGUGCGUUGAUCGACCGAUUUGGCGACUAUGAAGUCUCGACGAUGCCGUCCCGGUCACCCAGCAUUGUGACCACGCCUGGCCAUGUCGAGCGCAUUCCCAGCAUGUCGAAGCUCCCGCGUGCCCAGCCCAUGAGCACGUACCACACGCACUCUGCGUACAAUCCGUCGCGGCCGGACUCGCAACGCCAGUACGAGCGCCGCCAUUUCCGGCAGUCUGGCCACAGCUCGCCGCAUGGCCGCAGAGCGCUCGGAAGAAGACCGGUGCGCAGGCGCAGCAAUAGAAGGCGGCCAGUCACAGAUCACCCGAACCACUUUUGCUUCGCCCAGCACACAGGUAUUCCGCUCCGUGAUCUCUUGUUUUCGUCGUAUGCUGCAAACGCGCAUGCCGAGGCUGUUGAGCGCAGGUUGCGCUCACGGCAGUCUGCCAACCAGCUGAGGCGCGAGCGCAGUCGCCAGGCUGAUGCCCCACAGACUACGGACCAAUCAUCCGCACCAGCUGAGCCGAGUGAUGCUCCGACAAGCUGGGUCUCGAGUAUCCCAAUCGUCGGAUCGCUCAUGGUGUCGCGCAUGUUCACCAAGCCCACCGUCAUUGAGGUGUCGAAAAACACACCGCCCCUUCCCGAUCAUCAGAAUGAGCCGACGCUAAAGCAAUUCCGCCGGUUCGACAAGAUCCGCCAGCGCCUAGUGUACCGCAACCCAUCAAUCCACGCCCUAGUGCAUUACAUUGCAGUUGACCAUGCAACUCGCGCUGUGGUCCUUGCAUGCCGUGGAACGCUGGGGAUCUCGGACCUGUUCAUUGAUAUGAUCUGCGAAUACGAGACUGUGCACCUACCCGAUCAUCCAGCCACUACCGGCGAGAAUGGAUACCGAGUGCACUCGGGUAUGUGGCACUCGGCGCUGCUGUUAGCGGAUCCGUCGUCAGAGGUCUUUCGCGAGGUUGCUGAGGCUCUGCGACUGUACCCUGAGUACGGACUAGUGAUCACUGGCCACUCGCUAGGCGGCGGCGUUGCGUCCCUGCUCACGCUUUUGUGGUCGCAGCCCCUGUUCACGCACUCGCAGGAUCAGGCCAUGGCAACUCCUGGCUCCACCAUGGGCGGCAUGCGCCAGUUCGCCACGUCCGAUACUUUUGGCCUGGUGAGCACCCGCCCCAUCCACUGCUUCAGCUUUGGCAGCCCCUACCUGCUCAAUAUUUCUGCCGUGCUGGGCCGCGAGCGCGGUGUCGCAGAGAAGGUCGUUCGCAGGUUCCUGAACGAGCAGCGAAAGAAGAUUGGCGGCAAACUACGAUGGUUUGAUUUUGAUUUCUCGCGGCUACGCGCCUAUGCAUCCAGCGACGAUGAGGAUGACGAUGCUGCAGACGAGGAACUAGCAGAAGAAGGCGAGGAAAUCGGGGCUGAGGAAUCGGCUAGUGUGUUUGGCGGAUACUGGUGGAGUCGCAAGAGCACCUCUGCCCGCACGUCCUCGGAUACAGCAUCCACAGCAUCCAGUAGUGCCUCCUCAACUUCAUCCGCUAAGCGACAGAAAUCUGACCCCAAAUCACGCAAGCAAAGGCUGGACGACUGGUACUGGUCACUGAUUAAGACUCUGCGCGCCAGCAUGGACAGCGAAAAAUUGUAUCCGCCUGGAGAUGUGUUUGUGCUAGCCAGUCCUGGUGAAGAAGAUCGUGCAGAUAAGCUGUUUCCGAACCUAGAGCGGCGCCCUAAAGGCGACGAGCACCCAGAGUCUCUGCCGACAGCGCUGUUCUACUGCCCAGAUGUUACUGAGAGGUUCUCCGAGCUGAGAUUUUCGCGCAACAUGAUCAAGCAUCACCUGCCGUCCACAUAUGAAAAGGAAGAUAGCUGCUCUUGUCCAUGACUCUUUUGAUAUGCUAGCCUAGACAUUAAUGUAAUACUAGAAAGACUACUUGUUCUCAA
Linderina pennispora is the source of this 3446-nucleotide messenger RNA. RefSeq lists its product as uncharacterized. The record is from RefSeq and is a predicted model, not a curated record. Gene Ontology annotation, biological process: lipid metabolic process. The transcript has 9 exons. NCBI's taxonomy places the organism in Eukaryota, Fungi, Kickxellomycota, Kickxellomycetes, Kickxellales, Kickxellaceae. The coding region runs from base 205 to 3387 and encodes 1060 amino acids.